AUGGCGGCGUACGUCGGAGUGAAACUUCGCGUGUCCACAAUUGGAGGCGAUGAAUUCGAAGGAAUUUUACACUCUUUUGAUGCCAAUAGCAAGAAAAUAUCUCUGAUGAAAGUGAGUAUCCUGCCGUCUGGCAAGAAACUGACAGGGCUGCUUCAUUUCUAUGGACAAGAAAUAAAGGAUUUGGUUGAGGUGGUAGACGUGCCAGAAAGCAACUCAAACCAGACAAGGAAAUCACCAGCAAGUCAGGCCAGCAAGAAUGAAGUUGGCCCCUCUGAGACAGAAGAUAAUGAGGACUUGAACCUUGAGACAUCAGAGGGCUACGUUUAUCUCCAUCACCCAGGGACCAAGCUCAGGCAAGCCGUGGAUGUCAUCAAAACCCAGCAGCUGAUUGGUGUUGCUACGGAGGCGGAGAGGUUGGGCCGCAGAGCCAAGAUAUCCCUCUUACAGAUUUGCUGCGCCAAUCAAGUCUUCCUCUUUGACGUCCUGUCUCUGGGGCCCUCUGUCUUCACCCAGGGCUUGGCGGACGUCUUGGAGUCUCCUGCUGUGGUCAAGGUGAUGCAUGACAGUAGAUGGGCCUCCGAUCAGCUCUACCAUCAGUAUUCAGUCAAACUCACCAAUGUCUAUGACACACAGGCUGCCGAUGUGCUGGUCAGAAUGAGACAGCUGAACGGGGAGCUGCCACACAAACUGAACAGCCUCCCAGAGUGCAUGCUGGAGUACCUGAACAUGUCCAUAGGACACGUCUACCCCCACUGGCUGAAUGACCAAGCUAGGGAGACUGAAGCGGAUUCCUGCUGGUUAGAGCGCCCUCUGUCACCUAAGCUGCUCGCCUUGGCAGCCGGCAAGGCCCGCCACCUGCCGGAGCUGCGCGUCAUAACACUACAUCAUCUCCUGGCCGAGUUCACGGCGUCGGUGGACGUUUUCCUGAGCUGCAUCCGAGACAUGUCGGACAUGAGCCGCAGCAAAACCAAUGUCAGUACGUCAGUGGUUCCCAGGCAAUUAGAAAGGCUUGUGUAUGGACGUUUGCCGAGUACCGAUCCCCCAGUGUUCAAUCACAGCAGCACACCCAUUGGAUAUGAUCCCUUACAAAAAGAAACAGUGCCUCAUUUUCCUGGGAAUGGGCACGGCUCCCUUCACCAGCAAGCAUCUUCAAAUACUCAGACCUCAAAGAUGCCGACCAGGGAGUCUCCUCGCACCACCGCACCGUCCGAACCUGCAGCUUCAAGCGAGCAGAGCUUCUGCGUGCUGAAAACAACCGUUGCCAGAGAGACGUCAGAUCUGGCCAGACUCACAAAUGGUUUUUCCCCCGCCCACAGCAAGAGAGCACAAAGCAAGCCUAGCCAUUCAGGGAAAGUGGCAGGCAGACGGGGAACGGCUGCAGUCUUUUGUUCCCCGAGCUCAGACGCAGAGUCGGAAGUGAAAGAGAAAGAGAGAGGUCAGGCUGAAGAGAGGAGUGCCUCCACGGCGGAUAGGAGAGAGAGCGACCGGAGAUUCUGGGAUCAUUCCGACGAUGGCCAUACGGCGACAACCAGUCAGGAGUCAGAUGAGUCGUUGACAUUGAUGGCCGAAGAACAGUCUGUCGAGCAAGAUGUAGUCAGACACACUCAGGGCAGAACUUUAACUGUGCGUGGGGAUCAAGGGAUCAAAGGUCAAGAUGGUGAGGUGAAUGAAGGUGAUAAUGGUGAUGAAAAGAAGAAAGAGGAGGAGGAUAGUGAAGAUGACAGCAGUGAUGAAGAAGAUGGUGAUGAUGACAGUGACCAAAGGGCAGAGCCCAGUGAGGAGUCGGAUACUCCCAAAGACCCCCUUCCCAACCCCAGAGGACACACCCAAACCAUCCAAUGCCUGUUGAGCCUCUCACCUGGACGACAACCAGGGCCACCCUCUCAGGAAGGAACCGGCCGCAAAGUGACCACACGAAAUGCCGGCAGCACCCUGGCAAACAGCCUUUCCAUCACCCAGAAGACCAGCGCGAUGCCAGAAUCGGGGAGGAGAGAACACACCACAAGCCGCCUGUACAGCUCGAUUUUGAAGGAAGCGGGACUGAUCAGGACUGAGAACGGGCAGGGGGAUAUCUUAAGAGUUCAGUCGCCCGCCCAGUUCCCCGCACUGGGUCAGGAGACCCAUACAGAACCCCAGGAGCCAACCCGACCCGCGGUUGGCCGUGGGCGAGCCAGGGUAUUGGCUCAAAGUGGAGAUAUGUUGAGAACGAUACGGAGGCCAGUGGAGCUUAAAGCAAGAACGUUCCGGAUGCGGCAGUACGACUUCCCGUCCCAGGAGGAGAUGGACAGGGUCCCCAAGAGCAGGCCCCUCUUGGCCAGCGAUUAUUACACGGGCCCUGAACCGCCGGACGGCAGCUACCCUUGAGGCGUCACCUCGACCCGGGCCGUCAACCUUGCUUAGUAACAAGAUUCUACAGAGCCUGCAAGUCCGUGUCCCAAUCUGAUGAUGUUGAAGACGGCUGCUACAUUUUUGCACAACAUCUCGCCUCCUGGCCAUCGCCCUACCUGCACAGCUGGUUCACGGACCCUCGCGGUCACUAGAUCUAAGGAUUUACCUUUUCAAACUAGCAUGGCAAGAUACCAGCUGUCCUAGGGAUAUCUUGCCACUUGCUUUCACAAUACCUCCUGUACCGUUCACUAAAAGCGUUCACCUGACAAUUAAAGACAGAGAGGCCUUUCUUCAUAGCCAGUUCCUCCUACAGAGCAACUGAUACCUCCUUCCAGAUAUUGCUAUACAUCUAGUAUCUGCUCAAACCUGUCCUGCCCUGUAACACAUCAUGAUGGUGACAAGGUUCCAAGAAGCCCACUGUCCAAGCAAUCUCUUCUCAGAGCCAAGGUUACACACAUGUCAAGCAGUAAGCCUUCCCGUUUCUUUCACAGUCCGGCAGGUUUUGGAGUAGUCUUUCGGCUAACGGGAGGUACUCCCCAGCAGUUGUUUGUUCACGUGGGAUUUAUGUUCCUUGAAAGCUAGCUUUCAGAGAACGUGUCACUGACAUUCCAGAUUCCUUCACCAGACCAAAAACAAGUUCAGGAGUUAGGGUCAGAGAUAUUCCUGCAUCUCUGUUGCUGUGUAACCCACCUUGGACACUUUGAGGCCCAAAGUUCACAAUUUUAAUAGAAAAACCUGUGCACUGAACUAUGUCUUCCCAGUUGACAUCACAGCAACAGCGCCCUCAGUUGUUCGGAAAACAUGGAUAAGUUAAGUGUUUAAAAAGUGCACUUUUUAGUAUAUUAAAAGGGUGCACCUUUCAGUACAUUUAACCCAUCAGAAGUGUAAAAGAGUUUUCAUACAUUUGAGAAGAGUACACAGUUGCAGAAAAAUUGUGUUCAAGAAAACUUGACUGUGGCUAAACUUUAAGACAAGAAACCACUGUAUUAGUGUCCUUUUGUGGGCACUUCUGUAAGACUCCCAUCCUAUUUUUCUUGCCACCUGUAAAAAGAAGUUUUAUUCACGACUUGGCAUAAAUAAAUGCUUUCUUAUUUUGUGUGCUACUUUUGUUAGAUUGCUUUGUAUACUUUUCGCUUCUUGUCUCCACUCAAGUUUUAAACAUUUUCCAAUUUUAAAUUUAUUUGUACAAAGUGUUCAUAUGUUAUUAAACAGUUUUGUUUCAAAAAUGGACCAGAUGUAGAUGUUGUUCCUUGUAGUUAUUAAGCCUGCAGUAAGUAGCCGCUUGAAAAAUGUACGUUCUCAGGAAAGAACAGGCUUCUGUCAAAAAUUGAAACGUUUUCAGACCAGCUGCGCCUUUCCUUCCUGAGUAGGAAUCCAAAGUCAUCAACUCCUUGCUGUUGCAAGGAUCAAUACGAUGUGACUGAACACUUCUAAGGGUCAUUUCACGCAAGGAAGCGUUAGCGCUUGGCAGGUUCUUCUCCAAAGAAAAAGAAUUGUAACAUUGGAGCACCGCCAACAAAGAAUGGGCCAGAUGACUUGAUGUGGCAUCACUGUAACAUUUCACGCUGACAGGGUCUAAAGGUUCAUGAAUUUUAAUUUUCUAUUUUUGAAGAUCUACACAUCCAUUUUUAGCCAGCAUAGUUAGCAAACUGCAUGUAUUACAAAUAUUUAUUUUAUACGGGCUACAGUCUCUGUUUCCACCAUAUAGUAAUUCUCAUUUUUCUCGAUUUUUUUAUACCAUGGUAAUAGCAGUUUACACAAUAAUUGCAAACAUAACACUAAAAUUACAUGCAACCAUCAUUUUAUGUCUUUUUCAUGCAGAACGUGAACACUGGAUAGUACGUAAUUUUUUCAUCUGGUACUUACAUGUACAGAUGCCCAAGUUUAGCAUUUUUCAUAAGCUGCAUCAACAAAUAUGUACUUUCAUUUUUAAGAGAAGUACCAUUUGUUAUCUUUUAUAACCCCAAACGGAUUUACUUGCACUCUGUGGUGAUUUGUUUUUACAAGUAAGUCGUUUGGACCAAUGUUUUGGGUGUUUAUAUUUUGUAAGAAAUUGUCAAAACCUCCUUCGAGCAAUAAAUUGGAGCGGACUGAUUUUAUGCUGUGAAACAGAGAA
Molecule: messenger RNA, 4504 nt
Organism: Acanthaster planci (crown-of-thorns starfish)
Lineage: Eukaryota; Metazoa; Echinodermata; Asteroidea; Valvatida; Acanthasteridae
Biological process (GO): nucleobase-containing compound metabolic process; piRNA processing
Cellular component (GO): PET complex
Molecular function (GO): nucleic acid binding; 3'-5' exonuclease activity
Source: RefSeq, a predicted model, not a curated record